This is a messenger RNA of Pestalotiopsis fici W106-1, 1566 nucleotides long. RefSeq lists its product as uncharacterized. The record is from RefSeq and is a predicted model, not a curated record. Gene Ontology annotation, molecular function: oxidoreductase activity, acting on paired donors, with incorporation or reduction of molecular oxygen; heme binding; iron ion binding. The coding region runs from base 1 to 1566 and encodes 521 amino acids. The transcript is spliced from 5 exons. NCBI's taxonomy places the organism in Eukaryota, Fungi, Ascomycota, Sordariomycetes, Amphisphaeriales, Sporocadaceae.
AUGGCUUUCUUUUACACCAUUGCCCUCGGCAUCGGCUAUAUGCUCUGCAUCGCGAUACCUUAUUUCAUUCUCCGAUCAACGUAUUAUCUCGGCUUGCACCCUCUCAGAGAUUACAAUGGCCCCUUCCUGGCGAAAAUAUCCGACUCGUAUGCCGGGUCCUUCGUUCUUCGCAGACGUCUUCCUCUAGUCACGCACGACGAUCACAAACAUUAUGGAAGCGUCAUGCGAUAUGGCCCUAAUCGCCUGGUUUUCAACUCUGUGACGGCUAUCCGUGAUAUAUAUCAGAACCCAAGGACCACCAAAUCGCACUUGUAUUUAUUCUCAACCAACAAGGGCGUGCCCUUUAUCUUCAAUACUCUGGACCGAAGCGGACAUGCCCGCAAGCGCAAGAUUAUUGGCCCCGCGUUGUCGGAACGAUCAAUGAGAAUGUUCGAGCCUAUCAUGUCCUCACAGGUUGAUGUCUUCUUGAAGUAUCUUCUCAAGAGCGGCUCAAACCUUGUUGAUGUCUCGGAGCGCUUCAGGCGACUUGCCAUGGACAUUGUUGUGCAUUUGGCCUACGGCUAUCCGCUGGACCUGCAACUCCAUGAUGAGCAUUACUUCAUUUUGAAGUCCAUUUCGCUCGCCAAUUGGAAGAUCAACUCAUUCAUGAAUUGGCCGCUUCUGUCAAAAAUGGGAAUCCAAUACCUAUUGGACAAGAGCCCGGUCCGCAAACAGUGGAAGAAUGUGAUCGAGAAGAUGAUCCAGACACGCGUUGAACAGGAUUCCCCAGAGCGUCGGGACUUUUAUUCCUUUGUUCUGCAAAAUCUUGAUGCGGAGACUGCGGAUUUCCGCCAAAGUGAGCUAUUUUCGGAAAGUCUUUUCUUCAUAUCGGCAGGUGGUGAUACUGUUUCGACGGCCAUGGCAGGAACUUUUUUCUACCUGGCACGAAACAAAAGAUGCUACGACAAGCUCGCAGAGGAGAUUCGCGGCAAAUUCAAGACAGGAGGUGACAUUCAUGGGGGUCAACAGCUUUCAAGCUGUUUGUAUUUGCGUGCCUGCAUCAAUGAGACUCUGCGCAUGUCGCCUCCUGUCGGUGGGACACUGUGGCGUGAAGCUGCAGAGGCGACUGAAAAGGAGCCUUUUGUUGUCGAUGGCCAUAUCAUCCCACCCGGAACCCACGUUGGAGUCAAUACUUACUCGAUCCACCACAAUGAAGAGUAUUUCCCUGACCCAUUUACCUUUACCCCAGAGCGCUGGUUGGAGACUGCAGAAAACGACGCUGAAUACUCGGCUGGCACGUCGACACAAUAUAGGGCGUUUGUACCCUUCUCGGUUGGCAUGCGAUCGUGUGCGGGAAAGCCAAUGGCGUAUCUUGAGACCAGCCUAAUUCUAGCAAAAACACUGUGGUACUUUGAUUUUGAGAGGUGCGAGGGAAGCCUCGGUGAUGUUGGAGGUGGGAAAAAGGGUGCGCCGGGUGGUAGGGGAAGAGUGGACGAAUUCCAACUCUACGACGUUAUCACUUCACGUCAUGACGGCCCUUGGUUGAAAUUCACGCCUCGGGGAAACUAUUUUGAGGACCUUUUUUGA